Cydia strobilella is the source of this 6058-nucleotide messenger RNA. It is a transcript of the gene mus101, whose product is annotated as DNA topoisomerase 2-binding protein 1. Bases 89 to 4255 code for a protein of 1388 amino acids. Gene Ontology annotation, biological process: mitotic G2 DNA damage checkpoint signaling; mitotic DNA replication checkpoint signaling; DNA replication initiation. The transcript has 26 exons. The record is from RefSeq and is a predicted model, not a curated record. NCBI's taxonomy places the organism in Eukaryota, Metazoa, Arthropoda, Insecta, Lepidoptera, Tortricidae.
AAGCGGGCGAAACUGCUGUAGAGUGUAGGUUAUUAGGUUAAAGAAUAAAGAAAGAUUUUAAGGAUUUCACAUAACAAUAAGAUUAAUCAUGACUGAUGUGAAAAUUAAAGUUACAUUCGUUAUUCCUAAACAUUGUAGCGACGAAAAUGAUUGUUCCGAAGACAUGCUUAUUGCCUAUACGGCGUGUGACAAUCAUCGUGGAGGAGGGCUCCAAGCACAGUGGGCGCAUGAGAAGUCGCUCUCAUUUGACCAACCACCCAUGAAGAAUGACAUUUUCGUGUUAUCAGAGUUUGAAGGAGAGCUGUAUGAGAAGUUGAAGGCUACUAAGUGUCUAUUGGUUGGUCCCCGAUGCUUGUCCUGCUCUCUCACCGAGGGCAGCCCCAUCCCAUCCAAAGGUCAUCCCGUGUACACUGUAGCCAUGCGGGGUUUAAUCAUAACUCUCAGUGGACUUUCUAAGGAAGCAAAGACAAAUCUAAAACAGAAGAUUGAAUGGAUGGGCGGCACGUACAGCGCGGUCUUGUCCUCAGAAACCACGCAUUUGAUCGCCAACAACGUGUUCUCUGAUAAAUACAUAAAAGCAGCUGAACGCGGAAUCCCCGUAAUGAAAGACACCUGGAUCCCCGCAGUCUGGGACGCCUCACUGAAACUUGACAUCAACGGUUCCUCGCCAGAAUUCAAAGCGCACCGCUUGCCUCCAUUCGCCAACUUGCAAAUUACAACUUCGGGUUUGAACAGUCAUGAUAAGAAGCUGAUUAUGAAACUGGUUAAUGCGAAUGGUGGAGAUUUUUCAAGAGUGUUUCUCAGUCAGACCACUGACGUUUUGGUGUUGACCAAGGACUCCACAUCAAGUGAAAAAUACAAAGCGGCCGUAGAGUUCGGAAAAGUGUGCGUGACUCCGCACUGGAUCAAGGAUUCAGCAGCUUUGGGAUUUGCUUUGCCCGUGUCGCGGUACAAAGUCACUUCUACUAUGACAUCAUCGCCGGUCAGGGAUCGAACUGUACCGGAUAUGAGUUUAAAUCUUACACGAAUAACUAAAGAAGGAAAACCGAGCAAUUUUGUGGACGAAAGUAAAAUGUCAGAUUCUAUGCUUUCAGGAACCACUAAGUUUCAAGACUCCAAGAGAGAUUCAAAUGUGGAUGAAAUUCAGAAAGCGUUCGAAUCUUUUGACGUCGCUGCCAUCAAAAAGGCUGGCCCUAUUUUUGAUGGAUUUUGUAUUUGGGUGAGCGGUUUGGACGGGUUGCCUCGCGAGCGUGCUUGGGCGUGCGUUUCUAGAGCCGGAGGCACGAGGUACGACGGACCAAAUAGUCGAGUGACCCACGCCGUGUCUUGGGGCGGCGGCGCGGCGGCGGCGGCGGCGGCGCUGCCCGCGGUGCCGCUGCUGUCCCCGCUGUGGCUCCUCCGCAGCGUCCAGGCCGGGAGGGUGCUGGACGAAGCAGAGUUUCUCAUAAACACCGAGCCAGCCACACCACGUAAAGGGAGUCAACCGCCCAUAGCAGCCGCGUCUCCUAUGAGCAAACGGACGUUACAAUUAUUACUACCCCCACCAGAACCUAUAGUGGAAGAGCAACCACAACGAGAUCAUAUAUUCGAUCAUUAUCUAAGCCAACAUCUGUCACAGCAACAAGCAGCCGAAUCGAGCAAAUCACCGGAACCGGAAAAGAAGGAACCUUCUCGAAACGAUGACGACACAGCCGUCACAGUUUCAGAGUUCACUCAGUCGGAAAAUAUAUUUAAAGAUUUAAUAUUCGAAGUGCAAGGUUUAGAAGAUGAGGCUAUAUGCGAGAUCGGCGCGGAAAUCCGAGCGGAGGGAGGGAUACUAGCGGCCGCGGGGGCGGGCGGCACGCAUGUGCUAGUGCCGUUGGACUUUGACAAUAACCAACUUGUUACUAAGAGUGCCGAAGCGGUUACUGUGUUCUGGGUGAAAGAUUGCCUCUCCCGGCAAGAGAUGUGCCCCAUUGAAUACUACCACCGUCCCGUCCACCUUAAGGCCCCGGCCUCCAACCCCCUCCACGGAGUCGUGGCGAGUUUAAGUACCUACAGCGGGGUCGAACGGGCCUUUUUAGACGAACUGGCGAAACUAUGUGGUGCUGCCAUGCAGCAACGCUUCUGCCGCCGCAGCAACAGCAGCGCGCUCGCCUCCACACACCUCGUGUGCCCCGAGCCCGGCGGGGCCAAGUACUCCGCCGCAAGGAAGUGGGGGGUGCCCGUGGUCCGAGCUAGUUGGCUACUAGCGUGCGCCGAGAGGGGGGUCAGGGUGGACGAGGCCGAGCAUUCUGUGGACCAAGAGGCUGCAGAUCCGUCUCACAUUCAGCAGAACACACUAGUAAACGCACCACCAAAAACACCUGAACCGAAAAACAGUAUUCCACAACCCGAAGAAAGAGUACCAGAACCAAAAGCCAAAACUCCAGAACCGGAUAUAACUGAACCGAAACCGAAAACUCCAGAACCGGAAAUAACUGAACCUAAACCGAAAACUCCAGAACCGGAAAAAAGAUCUGAACCGAAAAGCAAAACGCCAGAAGCUCAGGAUUUGGAUGGAAAUAUGGCGCCUGAAGUUGAACAGAUGUUACCUCCCAAUGUUGAUUCUGCCAUUUCGCCGAGGGAGAUCAAGAAGAAAUUUAAGAUCAAUACUACUAUAAAGGAGCAAUUCGAGAGUAUGUCUCCCGCGUCGCGAUUCAUCGCGAUGCGACGAAUCGGCAUAUUCAGUCAAGAGGGCAGUUCCAAGGAAGACACACCCAACAAAAUUGGAAAGGAAUCUGACAGCUCGCUACAAGACAUAGAGGAGGCUCUCUCAAGUCCCAACCUUAAAAUCUUCAGUCCUAACACGAGGAUGAAACUGCAAGCUAUUAGGAGAGGCGAAAUACCUGAUUCGCCCAUCAAGACACCUAAUAACCCGUUCGACAAGAAGCACAUCCCGACUCCGGACAGCGACUUCGGCGCAGCGCUCCGCCCCGGACGCAGGCGCAUGUCCGUCGACUCGAGGAAGCUGCUGUGGGAGUUCGUCGAUAGCUUACCUACUAACCAAUCUCGCAGUGAUACGGAAACACCACCCUCCAAAAUGGCAAAAUUCACUGAAGAUCAGUGUGCCGGCGGAGCAAGAAUACCAGACGUCCAGACCACCCCUCUAGCUCGCAAACCCGUUCAAGACCCUCGGCCUAGUGUGGUCCCGUUAGAAGUGGACGAACAACUGCAACGGCUCAAUGUCGUGCUCGCGGGGAGGCGGACUCCUCGGCGCGCGAGCAGGGUGCAGCCGCUGCAAGAGAAGCCUGCAGAUAUGGAGUACGAAUCCGGACCAGAGUCUCAACCCAACACCGUCGGCUGGGACGACACCACACCAUCUCAAAAGGAAUCUUUUGAAUCCAGCAAACCUCAUACCAGCGUUACUACUUUAGACAAAUCAGAUAAAACUAAAAGUUAUUUAGAACCAAAAGAAAAGGAUAAUGAAGACCAUAGAAAUGUUGAAUCGAAAGAAACGGCAAAUAUGUCAAAAGUUGAAUUAGCUUCGAAUAGUGUGUUGAAAGUGGACAAAGCGGUGGAAGCGAAGAGAGAAGGAAAGAAAACAAUUAGGAGAUUUAUGCUGUCUUCUAAUGUUGACAAUCGGGAAGAAACAGUAGAAAUGAUCGUCCGCCUCGGCGGUCUGGUGACCGACCUGGACGACUCGGACGCCGCGGCCCCCUCCUCCCCCUCCUGCCCCCCCUCCCCCCUCCCGGCCACGCACCUGCUGUGCUGCGCGCCGGCCCGCAGCCAGCGCGUGCUCAACUGCAUCGCCGCCGGCUGCUGGUUGCUGCACCCCGCCUACGUGGCCAGGAGCGCCGCUCAUGGCACGUUCUUACCGGAGGAGGGUUACGAAUGGGGCAACCCCUUAGCGACCUGUCUCCCCCCGGUCACCGGCGGUGAACGCGUCCUCGCCCUCGCUGCCCAUCGAUGGCGAACCAGACGCGCUCGAGGGCAACCCGGGCCUUUUACUGGAGUCGUAGCACUGUUACAUGCGCCCGAGCAGAGAAGGAAACUGCUGGCGAGAUUGGUGAAAGCUGGAGAAGGGAGUGUUGUGGAUGAAGAACCCCCGUACACCGACGAAACUAUCAACGUCUGCUUCGCCGACCCGAAGCGCUACCCGAUGAAAGAGCGAGACAGGGCAUGGCUCGUAUCUCGUCGCGUCCCUGUGUGCGCCUCCAUACUUCUUAGCGCGUUUCUGACGGAAGAGAAUCGUCCGGAUUUGAACCAGCACUGUUUACCUGAGUUUAGACAAUAACCCCAGAUAGGCAUGCCGUAAGCAAAUGUAUCUUGUGCAUAACUAUAAUACGCAGUUUAAGCUUGUAUUGUGUUUUAUAAAGGUCCUUACUUGUACCACUCUGUGGCAAACGAAAGAGGUAAAGAUAUGCAAUAUUCGGAUUUAUUGCAAGGCUAACCCCAAUUGGGAGUAACCUAAUUUUUUGCACUUGACUGAUAUCAAAUAACUUGUUUGUAAGGUCAGAAUUGUGUAGUUAUUUUAGCCAAUUUAGACCAAGCGGCCAUUAAGAAAAAAGAAAAUAGCAUGUUUGUCCCCGCCCUACGUGUCUGCCGCCGUACAUGAGGCGGGAACAGAUGGAAAUGAUUUAUAUGAAUGCACUUAUUCCUAUCUGUGCCCAGCGGGGACUAAUGGGUAUUCCCAUCCGAACCUCUUGAGACAUUAUAUGUAUGUUGAAAUUUGAAUGGAUCAGCUACAUUUACUUACAAAUAGUUAAAAGUUAGACAUAUGUGUAGAUGUAUUAGGGCGUUUGUAGGUAAUAUAAUAUUAGAUAAUGUAAAUUUGUCCUACUUCGCGGGAACGAAUAGGAUAUUGCAAAAGAAUAUGAUGACAUUUUUGGAUGACUAAUACUUAACCCCUCUAGCACACCCCCCAUCGCCCCUAAUGUGGUAUUUUCCAUAAAAAGGGACCUUAUUGUCGAUGGCGCUUACGCCAUUAUAAACGAUGCCCCGAUAUAAAUAAAAUGCUGUACGACGCUGUGCGGCGUAAGCGCCAUCGACAAUAAGGUCCCUUCUCAUAGAAAAUGCCCCAUAUAAUAAUAUUGUAUAGUUUUAGUUAAAAUGUAUUUUAUGGGUCUCUAUUGUUUUACAAAAAGUUUUUAAAUCAAUGUAUUGUUUGUCCGCAUUUUCGUUAGUCAUAAUUUGUUUGGUUCAGAAACGCGUAACUUUUCAGGAUUGCCAUAAAACAAACCUUGGGGGAAUCUUUUAUGGAUCCCACUGGCCCGGGAGAAGCCUAGUGGGUAUGUCCGACUCCCACGGACUAAACCCCCUGGGGUGUUCCGCCGCGUGCUUUGUAGACGGGGUUUCGGGAACUCGGUUGUAGACCUCCGAUACCCCGUCGGCGUUGUUCUUGCGAAUCCAUUCUUUACGGCCGCUCUAGCAGCUUACUUCGUUGAAGGCUCCUCGGAACACUCGAGGGCCUUCCAGCGCCGAACCUGUUCAUGCGGGUGAUGGAACUCCCGACCCAUCACCCGCUGGGUCCCGUUAAGGCGGCAUUAUCCUUGAUGCGAAGGCUCUUCGCCGCCUACCUGGUCUCCUUCGGCGCUGAGGGAGCGAGUUCGCGUCAUCCUCGCGCGAUCGCUCUGCCGCUUCCUUUUGCGUUAACCUAACCUAUCUAUAGGAUAACCUAACAAAAAUCCUGAAAAGUUAAUUAACGGUUUCAGUUUUAGGACUAAUGAUAAUAUAACAAACAAAACAAUACUUUAUGACAAUUAAUUAUGACUUAAAACUUUAUGGGAAACAAAGGGAUUUUAUAGUUAAGCUUAAAAAUACGAAUCGAUUCAUUUCUCAAAAAUAUGCAUGAUAUGACGACCACAUGAUAUGACGACCACAUGAUAUGACGACCACAUGAUAUGACCACCACAUGAUAUGACAUCGAAAUAAUUAUGCUGUAACAUGUUUUUGAGUUAUUGAGUGUUCCGUAUUAUUUGACAUUGUUUGACAAAACGUUUUUUUUUGUACAGUCAAAUGACUGUACACAAAUAAAAUGUUUUGACAUUCAGUCUUUCAUCUUAAAUCCAUAUAGAUUUAACUUAGUCAAAAAUAGUUC